AUGAUCAAAAGUGAGGAAAAUCCUAAACCUGAUGUUGAAGAUGAUCUUGCGGAUGAGAUCAUAAUCUCCUCCUCCGAAGAAGAAGAAGUAGAAGAAGAAGAAGACGAAGAAGAAGAAGAAGAAGAAGAAGAAGAAGAAGAAAAUAUUGAAGGAUCCUACGAUGAGAACGAUGCAGAUCAUUUUGUCCUAUUGGAAAUCCGAGAUAAUGUUGCUUUAGCCAACUCCAUAGUCGAUAAACUUGAUCUAAAAGUCACAGGCAUUGAUACAAAACUUGAUCAAACUACUGCAAAUUUUGACUCCAAACUCGAGCUCAUCCUCAAAUAUCUUUCCAAGAUCCAAGUUGAUUCUCCCUCAGAACAUGACCGAGUCAAUCGGCUUGACCAGCUCAUUUCCCUUCGUCUCUAG
Messenger RNA from Lactuca saligna, 405 nucleotides. The record is from the annotation of a GenBank genome assembly. NCBI's taxonomy places the organism in Eukaryota, Viridiplantae, Streptophyta, Magnoliopsida, Asterales, Asteraceae.